Molecule: messenger RNA, 7464 nt
Organism: Schistosoma mattheei
Lineage: Eukaryota; Metazoa; Platyhelminthes; Trematoda; Strigeidida; Schistosomatidae
Source: the annotation of a GenBank genome assembly
AUGUCCAGAAGCUCUAAUUGUUUUCGAAAAGGAUUUCCUCUGAGAUCAUUCAAAAAAGAAUUGGAUUAUGCCAAAAAUGAAAGUGGCGCUCAGAUUCACGGUGUUAAGAAUGAUACAGAACAACCGCUAGAUGCUGAAAGUGCGUUAAAUGAGUCAAAUGAACACCGAUAUUUGAGAGCAAAAGCUAACGACAUUACUGAUCGGCGAUACGGCUUCGAAACAUUUGUUGGUCCUGGCGAGCGCAUCGGCUGGCUCGUAAACAUGCACCCCACUGAUUUACUAGAUGAGUCAAAGAGACUGGUCAGUGGCAUCGAUCUUUAUUUUCUUCAAACAGACGGGAACCGUUUCAAAGUUUCGAGACCUUAUCUCCCAUAUUUCUAUGUGCUGGUUCGUGGAGGUCAGGUUGCAGAGCGUGACGCCAACUCGUAUCUAUUGAAACGAUUCUCCGGUCGUCUUGCUGGAAUUGAAGUUGUUUCCAAGAACGAUUUAGAUUUACCUAAUCACCUUGUUGGAAUCAAAGCAACUUACCUUAAGAUGUUGUUUUAUAGUGUGGAUGAGUUGGUUCGAGUUCGCAGGGAGCUAGCUGUCCGGAUCCGUGCAAAUCGUGAGCUGGCCUCUUCGGGAUCUUCUUAUACGAAUAUAUUAGCUGAACACUUCAGAAAUGACGACUAUGGAAUUGUAACUAACCAGUUAAGUGUAAAGCAAAACCGUAGUGAUCCUCUUGAUAAUUUGUUUGAUCUAAGAGAGUCAGAUGUUCCCUACUUAACCCGUGUAUGCAUUGACUUGAAUAUAUUUGCUGGUUGCUGGUAUAUCACAACAUGUAAGCCUGGAUACCCUCCCGAAAUUAAGCAUCAUGAAGAUACGGUGGCUUGGCCUGAGCCUGUGGUAUUGGCAUUCGAUAUUGAGACUACCAAAAUGCCUUUAAAGUUUCCUGAUCCUGCAAAUGAUCAAAUAAUUAUGAUAUCGUAUAUGUUAGAUGGAGCUGGACAUCUUAUCUGCAACAGGGAAAUCCUAUCAGAAGAUAUAGAGGAUUUUGACUACACACCAAGACCAGAGUUUCCAGGUCACUUCACUGUGCAUAAUUUGCAAACAGAAUUAGAUUGUAUUACAUUUUUCUUCGAACAUAUUCAGAGAGUUCGACCAAACAUAUUGGUUACGUAUAACGGCGAUUAUUUUGACUGGCCAUUUAUUGAAGUUCGGGCCGCUAGCUACGGGCUCUCCAUAUCCGAAGAAAUUGGGUUCUCUCGUCAGAAAGGUACUGCGGGCCCUGGAAGAGAUGGAAGUUCUGGCGAGUACCUAUCACGACCAGCAGUUCACAUUGACUGCUUAUGCUGGGUUAAGCGUGAUAGUUAUCUUCCCGUUGGAGCUCGUGGUCUUAAAGCUGUCGCCAAAGCUAAACUACGAUAUGACCCAAUUGAAGUAGAUCCAGAACUAAUGUGUCGUAUGGCUCACGAAUCACCUAGAGAGUUGGCGAAUUACUCAGUGUCUGAUGCAGUUGCCACCUACUAUUUGUAUAUGAAGUAUGUCCAUCCAUUUGUAUUCGCACUAUGUACAAUACUUCCACUAAACCCUGACGAUGUUCUUCGUAAAGGCUCCGGUACACUAUGCGAGGCUCUUUUGAUGGUUCAAGCUUAUGCAGCGAAUAUUGUCUUUCCCCACAAACAGACAGAUGGUGAAUCUGGACCUAACAAUUUGUUGUUGAGUGACUCUGGAAUUUCUGGAAAGUUUACGGAGGACGGACAUCUUAUCGAUUCUCAGACUUAUGUUGGUGGACAUGUGGAAGCCUUAGAAGCGGGUGUUUUUCGUGCUGACAUACCCGUUAGAUUUCGCCUAGUUCCUGCAGCCCUGGAAGCAUUAAGAGCUGAUGUCAAACGUUGUAUGAGUCGAGCUCUACAGGCGGAGAUUGGUGCAGAAGACGAAGAUGCAUUGUUUAGUGUCAUAGCGAAGGAUAAUUUUAACAAGAUUUGUGGACAAGUUGAGGACACCUUACAACAAUUGGCCUCCACACCUAACCGAAUUGAAUGUCCUGUUAUUUAUCACUUGGAUGUUGGUGCCAUGUAUCCAAACAUUAUUCUUACUAAUCGACUUCAACCAUCAGCUGUCGACUCUGGUUCUGCUGCUAAGUGUGCCGACUGUGAAUUUUACAAGCCGGGAAUAUCCUGUCAACGUUUUAUGCCGUGGACAUGGCGUGCAGAGCUCUGGACAGCUUCCAGACCGGAAGUUUAUCGAAUCCAUGCUCAACUUUCCCAAGAACGCUUUCCCAUUAAAUUGACUGACGCUAAUGAAAAGUUCAUCAAGACUGUAAUGAAAUCAUUUCACGAAUUGUCAAAGGAAGAACAAGCUGUAGUGGAGAAAAAGCGUAUCACGGAUUAUUGCCGUCGAGCUUAUAAACGUAUUCACUUAACUCGAACUGAAGAACGCCUUGCUAUGGUCUGUCAACGAGAAAAUUCUUUUUAUGUUGAUACAGUCAAGGCAUUCCGUGAUCGUCGAUAUAAAUUUAAGGGUUUGACAAAGACAUGGAAGCGUCAUUACGAUGAUGCAUGUGCAGCUCUGUCCGCUGGGACAGGUGAUUCAAAUGCUGUAAAAGAGGCUAAUGCGAUGCUUGUAUUGUACGAUAGCCUUCAACUGGCGCAUAAGUGUAUUCUAAACUCUUUUUAUGGCUAUGUAAUGCGACGCGGUGCCCGUUGGUAUUCGAUGGAAAUGGCUGGCAUUGUCUGUCAUACUGGUGCUAAUAUCAUAACUAAAUCGAGAGAAAUAGUAGAACAAAUCGGCCGUGCUUUAGAACUGGAUACUGAUGGGAUAUGGUGUAUUCUUCCUGCAAGUUUUCCGCAAAAUAUUGAAUUUACUGCUGUCGGUCCAAAGCCAUCUCGUAUUUCGAUUUCAUAUCCCGGAGCUGUAUUGAACAUCAUGGUGCAAGAUUUUUUCACAAAUCAUCAGUAUCAUGAAUUAGUUGACCAGGAAACUCUCACUUACAAAAUUCGUUCCGAAAACUCCAUAUAUUUUGAAGUUGACGGUCCAUAUAAAGCCAUGGUUCUACCUGCUGCGAAAGAAGAAGGGAAACGUCUGAAAAAGCGUUACGCUGUUUUCAAUUUCGAUGGGAGUUUGGCAGAAUUAAAAGGAUUCGAGAUUAAACGGAAUGGUGAACUACAGUUGAUUAAAAUAUUUCAGUCAUCUGUGUUUGAGGCAUUUCUUCGUGGGGAUAGUUUAGUUGAAGCCUAUUCAUCAGUAGCUAGUGUUGCUGAUCAUUGGUUGGAUGUACUUUACUCUAAAGGAGCUGAUAUGCCAGAUUCUGAAUUGUUCGAUUUGAUUUCGGAAAAUCGAAGCAUGUCUAGAAAACUGGAAGAUUACGGGAGUCAGAAAUCGACGUCUCUAAGUACUGCUAGACGAAUGGCUGAAUUUUUAGGAGACCAAAUUGUUAAAGAUGCCGGUUUAUCUUGUCGUUAUAUCAUUGCACGGCAACCCGACGGUGCUCCAGUAACUGAACGAGCUAUUCCUUUAGCUAUAUUUCAGGCAGAAGGAUCAAUAAAACGUCAUUAUCUUCAAAAGUGGCUUAAAGAUUCGAAUCUUGAUGAGCAUACUGAUAUACGUGAAAUACUUGAUUGGUCCUAUUAUAUUGAACGCUUGUCGAGUGCCAUCCAAAAAAUUAUCACAAUCCCAGCGGCUUUGCAGCAGGUUUCUAAUCCAGUACCUAGAGUUAGUCAUCCUGAUUGGUUACUUCGUAAAUUAGCUGAAAAAAUGGAUACAUGUAAACAACGGAAGUUAACAGAAGUGUUCGUUUUAAAAAAUCCAGUGACAAAUAAACCUCAAGAACAAAUUACUGAUUUACCAGAUCUAGAAACACUAUGUUCAAGAAAUGACGAGAAAGUUAAGUCUACCACACCCACCAUCACUCGACACCCCCCUGUAAAACGAUUCCGGUCACCUAACAGUCCUUUUAAAUCAUGGAGAGAACAGUUAGGUGAACCUCCAAACUUGGAUGAUGCUAAUACUUCGAAAAAAUUGACUGAAUGGCUGGCGUUUCAUCAAGCUAAGUGGCGUCUCCAAUUAGAACAACGUCAAUAUUUCACUAAAUCUAUGUGUAAUACAAAAACAAAUGGCGAUUCCGACCAUGGUUACUCAUUCAUACCAUCUGCUAAAAGACAGCGUGGUUUGGCCAGAUAUUUGAACCAAACUCGAGUAAAUCUAUUCACAGCCGUAUGGCAGUUUAUCAUCUAUAUGAGUACAAACGUUCCAGAAAGUGUUUACACUGAACACGCUCCAGAAAUUGCUACAGAUUUAGCAAGGCCAGAUGUUGAAGGCGUGUAUGAACUUGGUGUUCCAAGUUUAUUUCGUAUACUAAUGAAAGUAGGAUGUUUGUGUACAGUUGACCGGGAAGCUUUUAGAAAUAAUCAACAUGGACCAGUUUCGGAUGAAGGCAGUUUUAAUUUGGACCAACUAUGUUUCUGUUCUUUGGCCCAACAUCCAUAUUUAUCUGGUUGCGGUCUGAGGCACUUAUUCUUAUUUCACUAUCAGUUGCCUUCAGUAGGACAGGCCAUAACAAGAAAAGAUUCACAAAGACAGCUUUACCUUUUGAUUGUACCAUGGACUAGGUGUGGUUAUGUUUGUGUAAUUGAUAGUGCAAGAAUUAAUCAGCUACCGGAUUUAAAUGUUUUGUAUUUGAGACAACGUACUAAAUGUUUUCCUCAAUAUGAAAACGAAGAUUUCCCUCCGGAUACUUUAAAUUUUGAAGUGCGCACUGAAUCAGAUGCAGUUAUUGGUCGUCGAAUAGUUCAACGUUGGAUUACUGGGCUAUGUAAAAGUAUGGGUGCACGAGAGGCAAAUUCCAAGGAAGCAAACAUAACUAGCUCUCAGUCAGCUGCACCAAUUGUUAUUUUGCUCCAUUCUUCUCUAUCUGCUACACAACAAGAUAUCUCAAGCGGUUCUAAUGAAGUGAAUUGGCCACUGAAUGGUGAGAUAAUUGGACGUCGUCGUAGCCCUCAACUACCUGUUUUAUCUGAAUUUCCUGUAAUUCAGCUUGGUGGCACUAUGGAUGAUGGUGAAAGCCAAAUAGGCGAUGUAGAGUAUAGCAUGGACGCCUAUAGUCUUUUAAAUUGGCAACAAGCGGCUUCUGAAGCACGUCUUGAACGUCAGUUGGAGUUGGCGCGUUAUUUACACAUUCCUGUUGGAAAUAUACCAGUUUCUGAAGCUCCUUUACCUGUUUCGUUGACUCCUCCAAGUCAAGAUAUUCAACCUCCUGCCAGCUCCAUAAAUGCUAUUGAACUGGGUUGUGAUCUAUUUUACGCUAGACAUUUGGUUAAGCAUAAUCAUGUUCUUUGGUGUUCGUCCUCUGGUCGUCCAGAUUUAGGUGGGAAAGAAACAGACGAUCAACGUCUUCUACUUGAAAUGGAAGAAUCUGGAGUAGUUGAAAUCAAUCGACCUGGUCUUUAUCCAUACGUCAAUGUUGAAUUGGAAUUCACUAAUUUGGCUGUAAAUACUUUGAUAAUAGCAAAUCGUAUUCCAGAACUGGAAGGUGCUACACUAUUGUCAUUCGACCGUUUAUCUGCUGCAGAUAGAACUCUUGAAGAGCAGUUAAAUCAAGGUGUUAAUUUAGGUACACAUAUUACAAGCUAUGAUGAAACAGCUGCAUGUAGUGCUGCCUUUCGCAUUCUUCGUAACAUGGUUCUUGCUUGGGUUCGCGAUGUUACACAAUACCAAAAUCCUUUGGCCGAUGAACAAAUCAUUUAUUUUUACCAAUGGCUUCGAUCACCUCGUUCAUUAUUUUAUGAUCCUGCUUUAAGACGUACUGUUCAAAAAUUAAUGAAAAAAGUAUUUCUUAAAUUGGUUGAUGAAAUAAGUCACUUUCAUGUGGACGUAAUCUAUGCAAAUUUUAGUCGCUUAAUUAUGUCUACUCAUAGAAUUGAAUUAUCUGAAGCUUUAGCACGCGUAGAUUAUUUUACACAAUUAUUGCGUACACGCCAAGGAACUCUGUUCACUCACCUGGACUUGCAGUAUGUAACUAGUUGGCGUCAGUUAAUUUGGAUGGAUUCAGCAAAUUACGCUGGUAUAAAGGCCUCUGUAGAAAAUCUAGUCGAUGGUAAAGAUGUUGAAUGGGGUAAAGUGUUAACCAUUCAGCAUCAGUCUCAUACUCAUACUGAAGAUAAGGAAAACAAUAUAGAAGGACAACCUAAUCUUCCUGAUCCCGAGGUUGAUAUGCAUUGGCAUUUAGCACGUUAUUUACCUGAGACACGUGGUUUAAGAAGUAAAUUUCAAAGUCUCCUGGCAGGCUAUCUUUUGGCUAUUUACAAUGCAGUUCGAAAUGAACAUCGACGUUUGAUUGAAUCCAUUAGUUGUUCUUUGAAUGAACCACACGGAUCUCUUGAAUUUGAUGCUGAUAUGAAUAAAGAUCCUAACUGUAUACAUGAAGCGGAAACAACACCAUACAAGUCAGACGCUACUGUCUCUCCUGGAGUUAAGGAAUAUGAAGAACGUUUAUUUAGAGAUCAAUUGGCCCCAGAGUUAUACAAUCUAAUUAUUCGCCUACAACGGAAAGCUGCAUGGAUUGAUCCAGAGUUAGUGAGAAAAACUGACCCGUCAAUUGGUAAUAAUAGGACCUGCCAAUUAAAUAAUGGUUCAAACAUACCUCGAAAUAACGAUCUUGUCAGUGCUUACCUUGCGGAAAAGUCAAUCGGUUCAGGCAUAGAGUUCGAUGCUACCAACAACAACAAAAACUCGAGUCCGAACUUAGUUCUACCUCUUUUACCUGCACAUCAGGCUAUUUAUACUCUGAAUUUCACUCCGCUUCUUGAUUUCAUCAAAUCAUUGUGUGAGGUUUUGAGUUUACAGCCAUUCGCGAAGUUACACAUUGAAAGCAUUAGACAUGACUUACUUCGUUUAAUAAAUGUUGGAGAAUUUUCACCUGAGGCCAUUUGGAUUGCCCCUCAUAUGGUUAGGGAUUGUCCGUUGAACCAAGAUCCAAAUAAAUAUACUUUUGAAACAACUGCUAUUCGUUCUCUACUAGUGUAUCUCCCAGAGGUUGCUUGCCCAACGUGCAAUUUUACACGGGACAUAGAUGUUUGUCGUGAUAUACAUGUUGUCUGGAUAAUGGCAUCUAUGGAUUCAAUGCACAUUGAAACUAGACAAUCAGGUUAUUGGGCUUGGAUAUGCCCACAUUGUCGAACAGUUUAUCCACGUGAUAGGCUAGAAGAAGCGCUUGUUCAACAGCUUGAACAAUUCUCACUUCAGCAUUGUUUACAGGAUCUCCAGUGUCCUAAAUGUACUGUAGGUGGUGGGAUACAGGAGUUGCUGAUUGCAAAUGGUGGGUCAGUUGCUCAGUGUGCUGAUUGUUCUGCGAAGCUGACACUAACUGUUCCAACUGGUCAUGCAGUUUAUCGUCGUUUAGAUGUUUAUCGUAAUAUCGGCGUAUAUUUCGGUUUUGAAUACUUAGAACAAAUCGCUUAUUGGCUUAUCCAAGGAUUACAGCAAUAG